Molecule: messenger RNA, 1083 nt
Organism: Cercopithifilaria johnstoni
Lineage: Eukaryota; Metazoa; Nematoda; Chromadorea; Rhabditida; Onchocercidae
Source: the annotation of a GenBank genome assembly
AUGAGAGGAAGAGAUGCCGAAAUUCUUGGCUUACCAAAGCAUUCCGCUUUAGAUAAUAUUCCAAUUUGUAAAAGUAAUUCGAAAAUAUGCAAAUUUAUCACCUGCAGUGCUCGAAAUUUUCAAAAUGAUGAAUCGAUAUCAAAUUUAAAUUUGGCCGCACAAAUGUUGGCUGAUACGAAAUUACGUAAAGCGAUUGCCAGUGAUUCAAGUAUAUUACUGACGGUAUGCCAAGAACAAGGACUUUCUCCAUUACAGUGCAAACUUUUUGCAAACGCAUUUCAACUUAUUAAUCGGUUUAUCUCAACCAUUGAACCAAUGGAAGAGGAUGUUAAAAAGUCACAUCAUCAUCUUAUAAAGGAUGACCCGUACUACGAUGAUUCCGAUGCACCACCUAUACCAAUACAACUAGGAGUUCAUCAGACUAUGGGAUCUCAAACAUGGUCUACCAACGGGAGGAAAAUCAAUGAUGCUGAAUUAAUAUCACAGAAGAUGCAAUUCAAAGAAAAAUCAGGGACAUCAAUAUUUUCACAUCCUUCAAGAAAUUUACUAAGUCCUUCAAAUCCCUCAAAUUCAAAUACUGCUGCAACAUCAAUAUCUUUAGAUUCAAUGCUAACACAAACAUCAUCACCAUCAACACCAGCUACCUUACUUACCUUUCCACCACUAAUUUUUACUUUUCCAACUUUUGCAACAGUUGCACCAAUGAUAUUCCAUACAUCACCGCUGGAAACUUUGAAACCAAUGGUGAUGCAACCUGCAAAUUUGUUUACAAAAGAAAUGCAAAUGUUAAUGUCAUAUUUUAAUAAUAAGCUCCUAUUACCGAGCAUGUUACCACCAUUACCGCUACCACCGACAAUGCUAUCGGAGCAGUUUAAACCGAUAAAUCCAGUUGAAUCAGUAAGAAAUAGGCGAUCAAGUGAUUAUUAUGAUAAUAUUGAAGAAGAAAGUGAUGAGAAGAAAAGUACGAAUAUAUUCAUGAAUCAUACAAUGAGUGAUAAUAAACAAAAAAUGAUAAAACUUCUGAAACAAAAAGAAGAUCGGAAGGGUUUACUUGAUUGCAUGGAAUUUCUCAAGGAUAAUUAA